AUGCACAUAUUGUACAAUAUAUUGACUCUCUCAGGAUUAACGGACCAACAACGACGUCGAGAGGAACGAUUGCGGGAUGUUCCUGACGAAGAGAUAGAGGGGGUUGCAGGGUACGAGGAUGCUGUCCUGCAUGGUGACAUAUGCAUGGAUACAUCCCAUGUGGACGGCAUGGACUCUGAAUGGGAGGAUACGGAAGGUGCGCAAGAUAUGCUUGAGGAACUCAGACGGUCUCACAACCGUCUCUUCACUCGCUACCGGGACCCAAGGACAAGACGUGAUCGAGUCACCAAACUCGUUAACGCCUUCGCUCUCCAGCUUGACGCUAUGGUGGACGCAUAUGAGAAGUGGCGUGCAGACUGUGAAGAAUGGGGUGGAUUUGGGGCGGGCUAUGUACUGCCAGACAAGGCAGAGGUGGAGAGUACGUGGGAAGUCCGGGUGGUAGACAUUUUCAGUUCGGGACCACAAGUAAUCACAUUUACCCGAGACGACCAAUGCGUGCCAGCAGCAUUUGUGCGUCAAGGUCUCCUACCAACGUCACCUAUUGAUCCUGGUCUGGCAUUCACAAUCCGCACUCUGGAAGUCUUUCGUGCGCAGCACCUUCGUUGUCCUCGAUUCAGCAUUCAAGCCUUCGUUCGAUCCUUGAACGACAUGCACGGCUUACCGCCAGCGCCCCACCUUUCCAAUCAGUUUUCGGUCGCAUUUGAUGUGUAUUCAGCAAUACGAGAAUCCGUUGAUCUACGUAUACAACGCACUCUCGGACGCGAUACACCUGAUUGGCGCUUGAGGAAUGCGUGUCCAGCAUGCACAUAUACUCUAGUGGGGGAACCGAUCCUGAAGGUAAAGAUGCUGGUGACUUUGGACGGCAAUAACUCGCUCAAGCGAUUCAAUCGACGAGAGAGAGCAGAGGGAAAUGAUGGACAAAGCAUUCCUGGUGCUUCUAAAGAGCGCGAAGAUUCUCGAGCACCGCCUGGGGACUACUAUCUCACUCCGGAACAGGUGGACAAGUGGGUGGUCGAUGGAACAGACGAACUCGUGAAAGGCUCUGAAAAGGACUUGGAGGAUGGGAAUGUGGCGGACGGAUGCAGCGAGCGAUGGCAGAACAUGAAGGAUGAUGUCACCGCACGGGCAUAUGGUUUGUACGACGAGACUGGCGUUGUUCUGUCACUUUGCCGGCAUGGCUUUGUUCUAUCGAUGUGCGACAUGAUACGGAGUGGCGAAUUGGCAAAGUAUGGCUUCGCAAUCACCGCUCACCUCAUCAAUGCACUAGGCGAGAUAUGUCUGGGCUACGACAUAGGUUGUAGAUUCGACAAGAUGGUGAAAUCGCACCCUGUCCUUGGCAAGAUUGCGCUCGAGAACAACUUCAAGUCUGUGGUUGGCUCUUUUCACGGGGCAGCUCACAAUCGACAGUGCCAGCUGCAGUUUCUCACACUGUACAUUCAAGGUCUUGGGCAGGAGGCGCUCGAAAUCUGUGAAUCUUUCUUCUCAAAGUCCAAUGCCGUUGCAGCAACCACACGCUAUGCAUCCCGAUUCCAUCGACAGCAAGCCAUCGUACACUACGUCGAACACGCUGAUACCUUCGAUGCUUAUGCAAAUCUCUCAUCCUUGCUAUGCGCAAAGUACAACCGAGCGCUCGAUACAAAGGCAAACCUGCCUUCGCUUGUGGAGAUGAUGGAGGCGCUUGAUGUGCAAGACCGUCAGGAGUUCGAAGUUUGGCGUCAAAGAGAACGAGACUGUCUGGCGCGGCUUUCCCAAGAACCCAUCGAAGAGACGCUACAGAUGGAAUACUACCAGAAGAGAGUCAAUCUUGCUGCGCAAGAAGAAUCACUGCUGCUCGUGCGUGGGAUGGACGCAAUCGUGAUGCCAGCUCCCAACUCCCAAAACUACGCCGAAGCUAUUCAGAAGACUCGCCAUCUCGAAACCCAGCGCCGCCAUGCGCAACAACUUCACGAUAAAGGUCUAGUGACGGUCCAAGACCUCGAGCGGCGACUAGGCAUAGUAGAGCCAUGGGUCAUCGGAGACAACAAUUGGAGAGCUGCAGCAGAACUCGUAAGCAAACGACGCUACCAACGAGCCCUCGACAACCUGCAGAAGCUGGUUAUCAUGCGCAUGAUGGAACUCAUGAAGGCCAAUCUGGCUGGAACAGGCUACAAACUCCAAAAGCACAUCGCAAAACAGUUACAGGCCCGCUCUAAGGCUCUCAAGCACGCUAUCACGAAGUACAAUGAAGCUGCCGUGUCAAUAAUACCCCCGAGGCCAACCUUGAGCUGGGAGGAGGUCGUCGACUAUGCGUUUCUGGCGGACUUUGACCUCCUGCGGCUAGGGCAUGAGGACAUUCGAGACGAAAAGUGGACGUCACCUGCUGGUCGCCGGGCUGUGGAUCUACAUUAUCAGCUCUUACGUGCCGAUGAAGAGAUCGAGCGACUCAACGUUGAGAUCCCAAGACUUCUCACAUACAUGGAGGACGAGCAGCGCUUUCUGUCAUAUCACGAAGCCCGACUGCAGAGCGAGGGCAAUCGUGGUCUAGCAUUUCAGGUACAACUGCUGCGCAUGAAGCGAGGACGUUUCGACAAUAUCCAUCGAGACCGACUGACAAAGCUUUCCCGUCGAAGUGGCUUCACAGCGACCAUGGCGAAUGGAAAGAGCUUGUCGCGUGAGAGGGACGUGCCAUCUUCAGACGCCGGACCAACUGCUCAGGCUGGGAGGGGCGUCGACGCAAUCAAUGAUACAUUUAUCAAUGAGCAGAACAGCCAGAGUGAUGAUAGUGACGAGGACGCUGAUGACGCUGAAGGUGAUGGCUUAGAUGUUGCAUUAUCUGCUAUUUUGCAAUUGGGUAUGGAUGACGACAGCUACAACGAAGCAUAG
Messenger RNA from Mycena citricolor, 2862 nucleotides. Lineage: Eukaryota; Fungi; Basidiomycota; Agaricomycetes; Agaricales; Mycenaceae. The record is from the annotation of a GenBank genome assembly.